UAAGAGCCGAUCGACUACAAAUUCAUCCCUCAUAUCUUUAUCCCAAUUAAAUUUGUCCUUCACUUUUCUUUCACCAUCUCAUCUCACCGCGGUGGAGGUGUUGCUUCCAUCCUCGAUCUAUUGUCCAUUUUUCUGAUAGACACAAGUGAUGGCUACAUUACUACUGGCACUUACUAUAUUAUCUUUGGUUGUGGCCGGAAUCGAAGCAGACCAAAGCGUAACCAUUACCCUAUUGGACUCCGCUGUUGCCAAAGGAGCUGUUUGUCUAGACGGCACCCCUCCAUCCUAUGCUUAUAGUCCAGGAUUCGGAGAUGGAGUCGACAACUGGCACGUAAUCUUUGAUGGUGGUGGGUGGUGUCGAAAUGUAGCUGAAUGCCUCGAUAGAUCCAAACAUUAUCUAGGAAGUAGUGCAAAGCUUAUAUCGGAGGUUAAUGGUAGUGUAUACUUCAAUGGGAUGCUCGGCAACAAUUCCACCUUUAAUCCCGAUUUCUACAAUUGGCACGUGUUCAAAAUCUUCUACUGUGACGGCUCAUCUUUCAUGUCUAAUGUUGAGGAUGUAGACCCGAUGUACAACCUGACUUAUAGAGGUGCGAGAAUAUAUGAUGCCAUGAUGGAUGAGCUCCUACGAAUCGGAAUGGGAAAUGCAAAAAAUGCUUUAUUGUCGGGCGGUUCGGCAGGUGGAUUAGCCACAAUUUUACAUUGCGAUAAGUUUCAAUCGUUGUUUCACGACACAACUAGAGUGAAGUGCAUAUCUGAUUCAGGCUUUUUCAUUCAUGGUCAGCAUUUUUUUGGAGGUGAUUGGAGAGAAUCUUUCUUCUCUAGAGUGGUAUCAACACAUGGUUUGACGAACAUGUUGCCCACAUCAUGCACAUCCAAAUUUAGCCCAACUCUGUGUUUAUUUCCUGAAAAUUUGGUCCCAGAUAUCCAAACCCCACUAUUUUUAAUUGAAUCAGCAUUUGACGCAUAUCAGAUAGCAGUUACUUUGUUCCCGGCUAAAGGCCCGCAAUGGAUCAGUUGCAAUAGUAACCUGAUGCUUUGCAAUUCGACUGAGAUAGAAAUCAUGAAAGAUUUUAGGUUCAUAUUGAUAAAUACGCUGAAAAGUACAAUUGCGAAUAGCUCCUCAAAGAGAGGCUAUUUAGUACAUAGCUGCUGGCGACAUGGCCAUAUGGAAGACAUAAGCGGUUCGACAUGCUCAUUGAUUGUUGGAAACGGACUUGCUAACAAAAAUAUAGCAGAAGUCGUGGGAGACUGGUAUUUCGACCGAAGCGAGUUCCAGGAGAUGGAUAUGGUCAACAACUUGCCACGGAACUGCACUGGCGACGACCUACCUAUUUUGGAGAAAAAGUGUAGCGAUUAUUAUAUUCAUCAUCAGAUGCCAUGAAUUGAUAGCAUGUGAAUUUGAAUUUCUAUUUUCAAUUAUGAAUGAAGGGUUAAAGUUUUCAGUUAAAUUCGAAUUAUUAAUUACAAGUUAAUUGAUG
This is a messenger RNA of Salvia hispanica, 1478 nucleotides long. RefSeq names its product pectin acetylesterase 11-like. The record is from RefSeq and is a predicted model, not a curated record. Gene Ontology annotation, molecular function: pectin acetylesterase activity. NCBI's taxonomy places the organism in Eukaryota, Viridiplantae, Streptophyta, Magnoliopsida, Lamiales, Lamiaceae. Gene Ontology annotation, biological process: cell wall organization. Gene Ontology annotation, cellular component: plant-type cell wall.